CUCGGCGGGCUCAUGCCGCGCCUGCGCAGCGCGUGUUUGUGUAUUCUGGCUGCGAGGCGGCGCUGGCUCCGGGGGGAAGAUGGCGGCGUCCUCGCUGGAGCAGAAGCUGUCCCGCCUGGAGGCCAAGCUGAAGCAGGAGAACCGGGAGGCCCGGCGGAAGAUCGACCUGAACCUGGAGAUCAGCCCAGCCCGGGCCCGGCCCAUUAUUGUGAUCACUCUAAGCCCUGCUCCCGCUCCGUCCCAACGAGCAGCCCUGCAGCUCCCCCUGGCGAACGAUGGCAGCAGCCGCUCCUCUUCCUCGGAGAACUCUCCCCAGCAUCAAACGCACCAGCCGCGCCCCCGCCACAUGCUAGGCCUGCCCCAGCCAUCCUUCCCCAUCCCCAGGAGCAUGGAGAGUAUAGAGAUAGAUCAGAAGCUGCAGGAAAUCAUGAAGCAAACGGGUUACCUGACCAUAGGAGGGCAGCGGUACCAAGCAGAGAUCAAUGACCUGGAGAACUUAGGCGAGAUCGGCAGCGGGACAUGCGGUCAAGUGUGGAAGAUGCGGUUCAAGAAAACGGGACACAUCAUAGCCGUGAAGCAAAUGCGCCGCUCAGGUAACAAGGAGGAGAACAAGAGGAUCCUGAUGGACCUGGAUGUGGUGCUGAAAAGCCACGACUGCCCCUACAUUGUCCAGUGCUUCGGGACCUUCAUCACCAAUACAGACGUCUUCAUUGCCAUGGAGUUGAUGGGCACAUGUGCGGAGAAACUCAAGAAACGCAUCCAGGGGCCCAUCCCCGAGAGGAUCCUGGGGAAGAUGACGGUGGCAAUUGUCAAGGCGCUCUACUACCUGAAGGAGAAGCAUGGCGUCAUCCACCGAGAUGUCAAACCCUCCAACAUUCUGCUAGACGAGAGGGGGCAGAUCAAGCUGUGUGACUUCGGGAUCAGCGGGAGGCUGGUGGACUCGAAGGCCAAGACCCGGAGUGCGGGUUGCGCGGCGUACAUGGCGCCUGAAAGGAUAGACCCUCCUGAUCCCACCAAACCAGACUACGAUAUCCGAGCGGAUGUGUGGAGCCUGGGCAUCUCGCUGGUCGAACUGGCUACCGGUCAGUUUCCCUACAAGAACUGUAAAACGGACUUUGAGGUGCUCACCAAGGUCUUGCAGGAAGAUCCUCCCCUGCUCCCAAACAACAUGAGCUUCUCCGUGGACUUUCAGUCCUUCGUUAAAGACUGCCUUACUAAAGAUCACAGGAAGAGACCAAAGUACAACAAGCUACUUGAACACAACUUCAUCAAGCGUUACGAGACACUGGAAGUGGACGUGGCGUCUUGGUUCAAAGACGUCAUGGCCAAGACAGAGUCGCCCCGCACGAGCAGCAUCCUCAGCCAGCACCACCUGCCUUUCUUCACCAGAGUCCUUGUGUCUCGGGCACCAGCGAGCCGACGAAGACAAGUCCCUCUCUAUCUCUGUCCCAUGUCCCCUGGAUGGGAAGGCUCUUUCCAACUUGGCUCUGCAUCUCCAGCUGGGUGAGAGAAGGCCCUUUCCAGCCCGGCCCUGCAUCUCCAGCUGGAUGAGAGAUGGCCCCUUCCAGAUAUGUCCUGUGUCUCAAGCGAGAUGAGAGAAGGCCUGUUCCAGUCCUGUCCCUGCAUCACUGGCUGGACGAGAGAAGGCUAUUUCCAGCCCUGGCUUGCGUCUCCAGCUGGAGAAGAGAGGGCUCUUCCCAGCCCUGUCCCUCAACCUCCUUAAGACAAGAAGGCUCUGCUGGGAACCUCAUACUUCCCUUGGUCCUGAGAGGCGGCACGUCACCUGUUUAUGCCUCUCUCUUCACCCCUCCUGCCCCCCGAGAGACUUGGGGAAUGGGGAAGGGAGGCUGGAACCCUCACUCAUGCACUGUGAACAAAGACACACAAAUUUUUUUUACUACUUAUUUAUUAAGUUUGGACUCUGCAGGGCUGCGGGCUCCCUGCCAUGCCCGUCCGCCAGCCACCUGCAUUGUUGUUUUAUGUCUCUCUUACUUUUCUCUCGUGUUUUGGGAUUGUAUUGGGGGAGGGGAAUGGUGGGGGAGGGGGCACCCGGGGCGUGCGGCUUCAGACUUCACCUAGGAGCUCAGCCCUUGCUCUCUUUUCAGUUAAUUUUAUUUUUCCUUGGGGGUGGGGCAGGGGUGGGUUUGAGGAUUAUUCUCGCCGGAAGCAGCUCAGCUGAAGUGAUUUAUGCUGAUGAUUUUUUUGUUAAUUCUGUUUUUGAUCUCAGGGGUUUUCCUGUUUCCUUUUUUUUUUUUCCCUUGGAGUGCGAACAAAAGUUUUUUGUGUUUCUUCUGUCCGCGGCUUUGUAUUUACCAAAGUGAUCGCUGGGCUGCUGAGCAUUGGGAGAACAUGGCUGCAUGUUGUUUUUCUUUGCUAUUUAAAAGGAGGGCGUGAAAGUGCAAAAAAAAAGUUAAAUUCUAGGGGGUAGAAACAAGUGUUUGCAGCCUGCAAUCUCCUCCAACCGCGGCAGCUGCGGAGUUGUAAAAAUCAAAGACACUAAUGAAACUUGAAGUUGUUCUUUUCCCACCUCCUUCCUUUCAAUCUUGUCAGAGCCCUGGGUUUAUUCUGGCUUGUCCUCAGCUGGUGUGAAGGGCGAAGUGGCCACCAGUGGCAUGGUGCUGGUUCAGCACAGCUGCUGUAAGCUCCUGUCUGGCUUCGCCGGAGCUACGCAGGUGUAUGCCGGCAGAUGUGAAUCAGUGCAGCCGUGACGUCAGCGGAGCUACGCUGCUUGACAUUGGCUGGAGGAGGUCAGCCUGGCUCCACCAGCCUCCUCGAUUUACGUUUGCUGAGGAUUCGGCUGUUAUUUGGUAGCAUGUCACCUCUUUGGAAGCCUGGGGGUGUCUUGGGGGAGGGGGCUCUGGUCAGAGCUUUUUGGGGGGGUUGUUGAUUGUUUGAUUUUUCACAUUCAUUCUGAUUCGCUGGGGACGGCAGGUGCCCUCAGCAGCUGUGGGAAGCAGGAGGUGGGGAGCGUAAUCCUGAAAGCAUGUGGGAUGAGAUCCAGUCUCCAACCUCCCUUGACUCAGCCUCCGAACGAGGCUGUGUAGCUCACAGGGGCUGCGGUUGACAUUCAGCCCAUUUUUAGCAGAGAUCUCGUUUUUUUGCCUCUAGAAGGACUUGUGUUUGCUUCCUCCCCCACGCGGAAGGGAACGUGGCAUGGGCUCCCCUCCAGCAGGUUUGGGUUAGGCUCACCAUUUCGCAACUCCGGGCAGGACUGGGCUCUGCACUGCCCUUGCUGCUGGCUGGGGGAGCUGUACGUCGCUCUGACAAUGCCCCAGGUGCUCAGAUCCUACCAUGAUGGGCAAGUUGCUUUACAAAUCCCAACCCAAAAAUAGUGACAUGGAGAAGGUCAGGUGCCGAGCAGAUUUGGGCUGCAAGGUUUGUUGAGAUUCUGAGUCCAGCUGGCAGCUGAGAACCAUAUUGCACUGUUGGCCCCAUUCCUCCAGUCCAGCAAUAGACAGACACCUCCUAGCAAGGGGGCCCACAAGCUGCAGGGUGGCAGCACCCAUCUUGCCAGGCCAGGUCUUUUCUGAAACCACUCCGUGCCCAUAGUUCUCAGAAAGGGAGGUGGAGCCUGGGUGGGUGGAAACAUGGACACAGCUGCCUGGCAGUGCCUUGCACAAUGCUCCGUUCUGUCCUGGGUGGGGCGGACCUGGGACAGCAGUUAAGCAUCUGGGUAAAGGAAAGUGUGUAUAUUGGGUAGGUAUGGGAUUGCUGGUCUGGCUCUGCAAGGGGAUGCCAGAGAGCAUCCGGGGCAGGAGGUUGGGCACAGAGACCAGCAAAGUGCCUGCUUUAUCUCGGGCAUCAGCAGUGGAGCAUUCUGCUGUCCCCGCAAGGUCAGCAGAAUAGGGAGGCAGGAAGGAUCUUCAAACCCAAAUGCAAGUUCUGGCACAAUACACCCCAGAGCCCCUCUUUCCCCACAGACAGGAGCUGAAUGGGAGAGACAGCCCCGCACUAAUGUGGCAGCCUGGAAAUCCAUCGGGCUGUUGGGGUGGGAGGAAGAGGAGCCCCUCUGCCUUUUGGAGCGGGGGCAUGUCUCCUUCUCGGGUCUCCAGGGAGAGCUUACAGCUGUUUGGAUCAUCAGUGGUGGAUGGCUGUUAAUAAAACAGAAGAGGAGCGGAGAGCAGCUGGCACAGGGAAUGAGGGGAGCCCUCAGCUUCCAGCACACGAAGCAAAAUCAGAAAGGUUGUCAAAGAAGCUGUAAACGCAGUGCAGGAUACCACGUGUGGCCAUUUCUGGGUGACUUUCUAGAUGCCCUGAAGAUUAGCCCUGGCCCAAGCCCUCCUUUGCCACCACCUCCCAUCUCUUCACAAAGGGCUUGGCGAAGACUUCCCGCGGAACCCAUCAUUCCACCGCUCUGAGGAGCUGGAGCCUCUGGCAUAGCAUUGCAGAAAAGCACGGCACUGCCAAGCCAGCUCUACUCCAUCCUUGCAAAGAAAAUAGCCCUUGUGAGGCAUUAAGGAGUUGUUGGUGUUGAAUCCAGUCCUGCCAGUCUAUUUUCCCUCGCAUCUCUCCUGCUAAGAGUCACCAAUGCCACCAGUCACUGCAGUGGACCUUUGCAAGAGCAUCCAGCAGCUAGAUCAAUACAGUUUUAACUCAUCCUCACAAUGCGGCUGGCAUGGGAUUUCCUAGCUGCAGAUGGAAAUUAUGGGGCCAGCUGUAUCCUCAGGAAUCUAAGUCCUAAGAGCUAUAGAUUUUAGCUUGUUCUGUUUCUAAAUGUGGAAGAGGCCCUCAGUCUAAACAGUGAGAAUUCUGUUCCAGUGUGGAUGCAGAAUAGACUCAACAGGGUCCCAACUCUACUGCCCUGUGGUAGGCCCAGGGCGAAAGGAGAGAGUCCUCUGGUGGCACUUUCAGAAGCUGUUGCUGAUUGGUGUAGUGGUGCGUUACAAGACGUAAAGGGAACUAGUUCUCUAGCCUCAAGGACUUGCAGUCUAAGGAAGACAAGAUAGAUGGGGAUGAGACAUGGGAUGACAGUGAAAGAGGGGCAUGGAGAGAGCAUUGUUGAGGGAAAAUGAGAGAGAGGAUUUCUGGCACAGAAGGUCGGAAGGGUUUGUUACUGUAAAUAGGAAGGUGCGGGGAGGCUGUUGGUGAACUUGGAAGCAAAGUAUGUUGGGGAUGGCAGUGAGUUUUAGGGAUGCUUUGAUUUGGAGGCGGAACAGGUAGCGCUAGAUCUGCAGUCUCAGCUUAGUGAGGAAGUUUCAAAAGUUGAAGAGCAAACUAGGCCAGAGAGGAUUGUGCAAAAGGGAGAUUAAACUGGGGCAGGGAGCAGAGUCUUGUAGGGGAACCCAGUAGGAAGCUAUGGAAUGUAAAGCCAUGUUUUAACCCUCCACGGGUUGGGUGGCACUUGUGCCUUGCUCCAACUCUUGGCCCAGUGUCAGUCAGUGACAAUCAAACCACUUAUUUACCUCAGCAGUUGAUGUUUCAAGUCGUGGGUUUGAGUGACGGAAGAGAGAGUUAAGUGCGGAACUCACUAUAGCAAUUUGGCCAGUGUCCGUCACUCCCUGGCAUUAGCAUGUUGCAGGGACUCCCAGGAAGGUUACUGGUGUACACUGGCUGUCCCUGCCCCUGGAACUACCUUUCCAUAUGAUGCACAUAACAGCUUCCAUGCCAUUUGCCACAUGCACCCAAGAGACCCAAGCAAAGGCCACUCCACAAAGAGGACGCAUUUGUUUUUGAGGUGAGGAGAAAGCUGUUGAGGGUGUUGCCGAGUGGGAGAGCAUGAAAAGGAGAGAAGAGGAUUUUCAUGGACCAGGCAGGACAUAUUGACUGGAGGUCCAUCUACUGUGGAACUGGAGUGGCCUUUGUAGCAGAAGAGGUGGAGUUUUACAAUGCAAAUAUCCUCUGGAGAAUCCAGCACGUUAUCCACACACAAUGACCACUGAAGGGAAGGUGUAAACAGCUCAGUCUCAUUAACUUAACGAAAAGAAGGUUAAGAGGUGACUGACCAUGGUCUGUAAGUACCUUCUCAGGGAGCAGAUUUCUCAGAACAGAGGGCUCUUUAAUGUAGCAGGCAAAGGCAGAAUGAGAUAGAAUGGCUGGGAGCUGAAGAAUUCCAACUGGAAAUCAAGGCCCAACUUUUUAACAGGAAUGGGGAUUAACCAGUAGAACAGCUUGCCAAGGGCUGAGAUAAAUGCUCCAUUACUUGGCGUUUCUAAUUGCAGGCUGGACGUCCAUCUAAAAGACACACUCAAGCCCAACCACAAAUUAGUGGACUGGAUGCAGGAAUCCCUGGGUGAAGCUCUGCCGGAUGGUCUGAUGAUCUGAUGGUCCCAUCUUGCCCUAUAGUCUAUGAAUAGCCAAAAGGGAAGUAGAUUGCAAAUGGGCAAGGGUCAGGAGGCCCAGCACACAGCCUUCCACUGUUCAGUGGGGAUUUGCUGCAGCUUGGCAAGGCACAUUGGGCUGGGUGGAGAGCAGAGGUGAGAAUCAGAGGUUCGGGUUAGAACGCCGAGUGAAAUGCAGCCUGUGCAGGGCAGAGCAGCGGGGACGGAAUGUGUCUUUGGAUGGUAGGAUAAAGUGGAGAUGGUGAGCAGAAGUAGACAAGGGAUUAGUGGAGAAGUGGAGAAGUAAUUGCAGUUGAUUCUUGGGGAAAUGGUUUAAAAUGCAUUAGCAGGAAGCUGCCACAGAAUAGUGUCAGUGGCAGGAAUCGGGCUCUUCUUUGGCGCAUCCAACUAGCAAUACCCUCUGGCAUGGCUGAUCGUCUCCAGAUCCAGCAUUUAGGAAUUUUGUACCUGUGUAUCUAAUGAAGCAUCUAGGCGGACGCUAUGGCAGAGCGCUUUUCGGCGGGAUCCGAGCAGUACCAUGAACAGCAGAGCAGCAAACACUGUCGGUGCUGCAAAAUCAUCCCUCGAGGAACCUCAAGAGGCUGUAAACUCCUCACCAGGCAAGCUUCACAUUUGACAACCACCCAAAAAACAGCCACCCGAUCUGAUGAGGCAGAGGUUUUCAGAUUGGUUUCUUGUUGCUAUUCAACCCCCGCUCGCUCUGUUUGAUUAACAGCCACAGCAGUGGGUAAAAUUCAUUUACCAGGCAGCCCAAGAAGUCUUCAACACAAUGACAUUAGGCGUACAAGGAUUUGAUUGUAUGUGAAUUUCAGCCAACAGAGAACCAGAGUCCACUACUCUCAACCCCUAAUGUUCAAAAAACAUAGAUCAGGACCUUCAAAAUCAUGAGAUUAGUUUAAAAAUCAGAUGAUCAUUUUGGGUUUCUUUUCAUUUACCCUCUGGCUUUUGAGCCUUUAGGAGGGGGUCUCACUGUCAAGCUUUUCUAGGGCUAAAAAUUCCUAAAAAAGCCGAGAUUCUCAUGUAAUCACAGGACUCCAGAAGCUGGGGGCUUUAAGAUAUCAAAUAUUGCAAUAAAAAUACGGGACUUGACAACACUGACCUGAACCUCAGCUACUGUAAAUCAGCGUCACUCUGUUGACUUCAGUGGAGCGAUGCUGAUUUACCCCAGUGGGGGAUCUGGCCCCAUUGACUCUAAUGGAAUGAUGGCCAUUUACACCAGCUGGAGAUUUUCCUCAUUGACUGCAGUGGAGUGACACCAAUUUACACCAGCCGGGAUCUGGCGAAAUCUGUCUUUGAUUUUUAACUACUAAGAGUCAGAUUUUUUUCAUGUGCUCAGCUCCCCAAAACCAGGGCCAAGUCUUCAUCAUCAGAGCACCUGUGUAGGCACUUACCUGACAUGACCCCUUGUUCCAUGGAUGCUGUUGGGUGCUGAGACCUUUUGAAAAUCCAGAUGUUUCAUUUCAGUGCUGACAUGAGAGCUGAGCUCUUUAAGGAAAUGUGGCCUUUAAGGCAGGUCUUUUCGAAGGAGACCCUUGGCUCUCGGGUUCAGGGCCCUGUUUUACUAGAUGCUGCACAGACACAUAGUGAGAGAUGGUCCCUGCCCUGAAGACCUAACAGUCUAAAUAGCCAAAAGGUGGGUGGGGAAACUGAGAGCCAAGGACACCCAGCAGGUCAGUGAGAGAGCCAGGAGUAGAACCCAGGCUUCCUGAGCCCCACUCCAGUGCCCCAAUUAGAAUCUGAUCCUUCCAGCUCUACCCUUGGGGCUGACCCUGCCUCAUUGAUGUGUGUGAUUUCAGUGGGGCUGUUAAUAUGGGCCUCUCUUCCACAGAGCAGUUCAAUGUCUACUUGGAUCUUGCUGGUUUUGGGCGCUGAGGUGCUGUGCUAGGGUGACCAGACAGCAAGUGUGAAAAAUCGGGAUGAGGGUGGGGGGUAAUAGGAGCCUACAUAAGAAAAAGACCCAAAAAUCGGGACAGUCCCUAUAAAAUCAGGACAUCUGGUCACCCUAUGCUGUGCUGAAUUGGUGUCUUGAGUGAGGGUUGCUAGAUCAAAGCAGUUAUUGGCUAAGUGCUGAGACUGGAUUGGAUCCAGGAUUUUUGAAAGGCAUCACAGUUUUGUAGUGGGCAGGGGUUUGCGAAAGUACUGGCUUCCAAUGAGGAGUUGUAACCUCAGAGUUUGCAAAAUUGCUUCCAGUUGUCUUAGAAUCGCUGACUGGUAGGGGGCGCAGUCCCACCCCCUUUCACUUCAGCUGAGAUCAGGCCCUGCCUCUUAAGGGGAAACAGCACCACUUUUCACUCAAUGUUUCUGACAUUCCCACAAUGAUAUAACCUAGAUUGAACACAGACCCCAUGGGUAGGGAUGGGGUGGACGACAAAGACUUUUUCAAUAGUUUAAACGUUGGGAUGUUUUUUCAAGGAGAAAAAGAAUUGCCAGGAUGGUUGGGGGGGAGGGUAGAAAAAUGCAGUUUUAUUGCAUUUUUUUAAAUUAUUUUUUUAUGUUUUAAUUUAGAACAAAUCUCUGUUAAUAUUAUUUUAAUCCGGGUGGUUAAGUGUUUUUUAAUCGCAGACCUGACAUCUGCUCUUAUUAUUUUAUUAUAUUUUUUCUGUGUGUGCGUGGGGGGUGUGUGUGUGUGGGCAGGUGUGUGCAUGCAUUCAACUGGGGAUUUUAAAGAAAACAAAAAACAAACAAAAAAAUUCAUGCCAAAGGUAGGGCAGAGAAUAGCUGGAUAGACAAUUAUAUUCUAGGCAUUAGCAUUUCACUAUAUUAUCUAUAUAUUAUAUUAUAUUAUUAUUAUUAUAAAUUCGCAUGUUAAAAACUAAUAGGCGUAACUUCUGUCUUAUAUGGAAAGAGACUUUAGCUUUUGAUCGCUUGUACAUUCGGUCACUCAUCUGUCUUGAUCCUUGGAGAGCUGACCUGAAUCUAAUAAGCUUUAGUAGUUUCACCAAGGUGGGGCUACUGGCUUUGUAUCUUUUAGUAGUCACCAAAAAAAAGGAAAAGAAAAAACCUUGGGUGCAAUUUUCAAAAGCACCUAAAUAAUCCAGGAGCCUAAGUCUUAUUUUCAAAAGUGAUUUAGUCACUUAGAGGCCUUGUCAUUAUUGAAGGUCAAUGGGCUCCUAGGGCACUUUUGAAAAUUGAACCCCAUGUCUUUUAAAAAGGUGUCAUUUGGCCAAAGUUGAGCAGAGAGGUCUGGAAGCAGAAUGACUGGCAGUCCUAGAUCACGACAGCAAAAAUCAAUUCAGGGUACAGGGGGCACCACCAAUAUGUGUCUUUACAUUUCUUGCAGAGCUGGCUGAUUCUUGCAUCGAAAUCCACCCUUUAACAUUAACGUUACAGCGACACCAGGAUUCUCACUCGCCGGCUGUUUAGCUUUAAGUUUGCUCAAAUAUCCCUUUGCCCUUCCCUCCUCACUCUCAGUAAUUGCAGGAAAUCAAAACCUUACAAAUUAUUUAUUGGCCGUCAGAAACUUUUUGCGUGUGUUUUAUGUGUCCUUUAAAUGUAUUAUAUUUUUUUUAAAUCUUCCCCCUUUCCUUUCCUUUUUGUGGGGUAUAUUGAUAUUUAUCUAGCUGUCUCUCGAUGUAUAUAGAGAGAUAGAUAAAUAUCAAUAUACCCAGAUGUAUAUUUUGCUUAGAGCUGGUAUGUGGGGUGACGAGUAGGUCGGUGGAAUUUUAUUGGGGGGAAUUGAGCAUCCAUAAACUCGGGAGAGAGAUUUCCUCUCUCAUGUGAUUUGGCAGCUCUACAGAUAAAGUCAGAUGGUUUCUUUUUAUUCUCUCACUGUGCAGUGACAUUUUAAAGAAGUGAUUAUAGCUGGGAGCCAAAAAAUCUUUGCCCCUUAAAAGAUUUUCCUAGAGUGCCGUGAAUGGAUGUGGGGGCACUUAAAUGGAACGUGGGAUCUGCUUCCCGCCUUGGGAACUCUCUGAGCGGCUUACAGGCUAACAGCUCAGAAGAAGGGGGAGGGGAGUUAUCGGGGAGCCAGCCUCCCACUGAGUGUGAUGGGCGCUGGGUCUGGCCUGCGGUGAAUGAGGGCCGGGAAACAAUGAUAGCAGGUCUAGAGGACAGUUGGGAUUAGCACAGAGUGAGAGGAGCAAGAGUGUGGAAGUAGGAGUAGCUGGGGGGGUUGGGCAUGGCCAGGAUGUGUGGGAGGGGCCAGAGGAGGAGCAAACAGUGCAAUCGAGGAGAAGGGUAUCUAAGCAGGGAAAAUUACUUUCCCAAGCUGGGAUUGUAAUGAAUGCUGAGAGCCAGGAUCCAGCAUUUAGGCCAUGGGAAGGAAAGUGGGGGGUUCUCAUGGGUUUCCCCCUUCUUUACUUGAGGCAGGAAACACCGGCUCCCACUUCCAUUCUCUGGCAAGCCCAGCAUAUGUUCAGGGCUUUUUUGGUAGUGUAUAAAUAAUGCUGGUUUUUUUACGCUGCGAUUUAAUUUUACACCGGUGUUGAAAAAAAGCCAUUACAAUAGGGGUUGGGUGGGGUUUUUGGUUUUGUUUUGUUUCAUUUUGUAGCAUCUAAAUGUGUUAGCAAUGCCAAAGCAUUUAAAGAUUUUAAUGGGGCGGGGCAAAGAAAGCGGCACCGUGGCAUUUUCAGGGCAUCGCCUGGUUUAUUAAAACUGCCUUGGAUUUUGUCCAGUGUAAAUUUCUCCACCCUCUUCCCCUCCACCCCCUUGACAGGGUAGGGAGAGUUAAACUGCGCCUCCUGUUGGCCGAGUAGAGGAAUGUUCUCAGGUGUGAAGCUGAUCUCCGCUCACAGUGCUGGCUUAAGGCCUCAGAAUCACAGAAGUCACACUUGACCCCUAUGUGAACUGGGAGUCAGGACUCCUGGGCUCUGUCCCCAGCUCUGGGAGGGGAGUGGGGUCUAGUGGUUAGAGCAAGGGAGCACUAGGAAUCAGGACUCCUGGGUUCUGUUUUGAGCUUUGGGAAGAGAAUGGGAUCUAGUGAUUAGAGCAGGGGGUAUUGGGAGUCAUGACUCUCGGCUUCUAUCCCCAGGUCUGGGCUCUAGUGUUUGCAGUAGGGAGGACUAGGAGUCAGGACUCCUGGGUUCUGUUCCCGGCUCUGAGAGGAAAAUAGCAUAGAGCAGGACGACUGGGAGUCAGGAGUCCUGGGUUCCUAGGCCUUGUGACGAGAUCAAUUUCGCUUUGUGUGUGUGUGGUUGUUACGAUGGUUUGCGAUUUAUGCGAUGCUGAAUUAUUUCCUAAAUCCCAGGAUCUUGAAGGAGGCAAACUCUCAGCCUGCAGCAUUGGGUCAUGCAACAUUCAUCCCCCUUUUUGCAAAUGUUAAGUGUGCUUCGUGACUUUCAAAAGAGCGAAUCUGCGUCAAAGGGGUGGUGGAAGGGCGGAAUCUCCUGCGCAGAUAUUGUUAAAAAAGCAUCUUUUGCUAAACUUUCCUCUGGAAGACUGCAUCUUCCCUAGCAAACAAGGUGUCUUAACGCAUGUUGAAUAAGAUCCCAGCAGUUUAUAGUUUUCAGACGUGUUGGCAGAUUGAGGGGGAUGCCUCGACCUUCUGGUUUGUGUGAAAACUACACAGUGCUUUGUCUUCCCUAGGAUCUUACAUAACACGGAGUAAGAACACACCUUGUUUCUUAGUGAAGACACCGGCCACUGUCAGAAGACAGGGUACUGGGCUAGAUGGACCAUUGAUCUGACCCAGUUUGUCCAUUCUUAACUGAUGGAGCUCAUUGGGAUAAUAGACCUGUGGAGCACCAGUCCCCAGCUUGGAAGGAGCGCUCUCUCCCUUCCGAAUCCAGGAAUCACGUUGACAUGUUCACGGAUUGUGUAUGUUAUCCCUGAGCAUGGGCGUCUUACCUGGCUCUCCCAAGGUGUCUGCAGUAACUUUACUGGUUCUUAGUCCCCUUUUCUCCCUCACUUAUAGUCCAGACGACAUGUCAAGGUGGUUGUCCCUCUGCUACCAACCAAGCUGGUCUGGUUAAUCUCAAUGGGUUUCUUGGAUUUAAAAAAAAAAAAAAAGAAAGAACAAAAAACCCACAAAAUAUUUUAAAAGGAAAUUGUUGCUUAUUUUAAUAGGUUUUUUUUUACUCUGUUGUUUGUAGAAACCCUCUUAGAAGCUUGAAAAUAAAAAAUUCUUUCCCUAAA
Messenger RNA from Chrysemys picta bellii (western painted turtle), 12350 nucleotides. It is a transcript of the gene MAP2K7, whose product is annotated as mitogen-activated protein kinase kinase 7. NCBI's taxonomy places the organism in Eukaryota, Metazoa, Chordata, Testudines, Emydidae. The record is from RefSeq and is a predicted model, not a curated record. Gene Ontology annotation, molecular function: ATP binding; protein kinase activity. Gene Ontology annotation, biological process: protein phosphorylation.